This is a messenger RNA of Neurospora tetrasperma FGSC 2508, 1512 nucleotides long. RefSeq lists its product as uncharacterized. Gene Ontology annotation, biological process: NADP+ biosynthetic process; NAD+ metabolic process. The transcript has a single exon. The record is from RefSeq and is a predicted model, not a curated record. Lineage: Eukaryota; Fungi; Ascomycota; Sordariomycetes; Sordariales; Sordariaceae. Bases 1 to 1512 code for a protein of 503 amino acids. Gene Ontology annotation, molecular function: NAD+ kinase activity.
AUGUCGAGACCCUUAUUUCUGGCUCGAAAUCGCCACGUCCAUUCCAUCAUCGCUGCCAUGGCCCCCAAACAACCACCCAGGAUGACCGUCUUCCGCCUUCCGCGAGGGGGAGUCCGGCACUUCUCGGUCUCUGCCGCCCGCAGACAGAUCCUCGACAUCGCCGCCCUGCCCGAUCGCAUAGUUCCGCAUUACCAACAGACAAAGGCUUCUUCCUUGCUGUCUCUCAUCUGGCCCCAGCCGCCGCGCAACGUCCUGCUCAUGCCCAAGCUGCAUGCGCCACAUGUCCUCGUUUCCGCCGCCGAGUUCGCCAAACACAUCUACACCAACUACCCCGGCCUCAACCUCGUAUUCGAAAGCCAUGUCGCAAAGUCCAUCCACGACCAGCUGCCCUUCCCCAUCUACACGGCCGCCCCAGCCGAGGCCACCACCCUCUUCGCCAACAAGAUCGACCUCGUCACCACCAUGGGCGGCGACGGCACCAUCUUGCGCGCUGCCAGCCUCUUCUCCAUGCACCACCAGGUCCCGCCCAUUCUUGGGUUCAGCAUGGGCACCCUCGGCUUUCUCGGCGAGUGGAAGUUCCAGGAAUACAAGCGCGCCUGGCGCGAGUGCUACAUGAGCGGCUGCUCUGUCUCGGUCGAGGACCUGGUGGAACCACACACUCAAGUCGCCGCCCGCCAGGCCGCCAACGCCCACCUGACCGAUCCCCACAAGGACGACAACACCUUGCAAUCUCCCGCCUGGGACACCGUUCGUGGCAACGGCCAAUGUAUGGGCCUGAAUCGCGCCUCCAAGAUCCUCCUGCGCCACCGCUUGCGCGUAGGCAUAUACGACGCCCAAGGCCGGAAUAUCAAUGAACAGCUCCUCCCGACAUCCACAGCCGAUCCGGGGGACGACAUCAUCUAUCCUAGCCCUGUAUCUGCCCCAGGCACUGGCGAAAUCACCAAAAAGGCCCCGAUCCCCUACCUCCACGCCAUCAACGAAGUGUCUAUCGACCGUGGCGCCCAUCCUCACCUUGCUAUAAUCGACAUCUACGUCAACAAUCACUUCCUGACCGAAGCCGUAGCCGACGGUAUCCUCAUCUCGACGCCCACAGGAUCCACUGCCUACUCGUUGUCAGCAGGCGGAAGCAUAGUCCACCCAUUAGUAAAAUCCCUGCUUAUCACGCCCAUCAGCCCCCGCUCGCUCUCCUUCCGGCCUUUGGUUUUACCAUUAAACACCAAGGUCGUUCUGAAACUCAGCAAGAGAAACAGAGGGCGGGAAUUGCCCGUAAGCAUAGACGGCAAGCGCCGGGUGGCAGUCAGUCACGGAAUGGAAGUCCGUGUGGAAGGAGAACGGCUUGAAAAGACGGUCGAGCACGGCUGGCGGGGUGGCGUACCGUGCGUGAUACGGUCUAGUUCCAAGGGCGAUACAGAUGGGAUUGCGCAGGAUGAUGAUUCCUGGGUGGGCGGGUUGAAUGGGUUGUUGAAGUUUAAUUAUCCUUUUGGCGGUGGUGAACCGGAGGGGGGGCACUGA